CCAUCUAACUGACGUUACUGCAAGUGGCACCUCCUUGCUAUAAUACGUAACUGCGCAUUCCGCCAUUAGCUUUUCUACUUUCGACGGCGACGGAUGUUUCUUUUCAUUCGUGUCCGCGCAUCCUUAGUUCACUAAAUUCUGCCGCAUGCUUUUCUCAGUACCACCGAAGCUCACACAUCGCAUACCCAUACACAGCCACGGAAAAAAGUUAAAGUCCAAAAGGUUCCUGUGAAAAGCGGCAGUUUAACACAUCAGGAAUUGUAGUUUUUUCCAAGAAGGAACUGUGCUUUUUUCACCUUAGUUUCCGAUACAUUUUUACAUAAUUUGCAUAAAAUACAUACAAAACUGAUUGGUAUCGAAGAUUGACUAUUGCCAAUCACCAAUAACAAUACAAACAAAGUGCCAAAAUGUCGUUAAGCAUUUGAGUCUGCAGACGAAAAGGAAAAUAGCUUGACAUAAAAUUUACAGUUACGUGGGAUUUACAACCGAGAGCUGUAACACACAGACAGGCCCACACAUACACGCAUACGCAAUCGGGUGAGUGCGGGAGUGAAGUCCUUGAAGCUUCUCGGCUUACGAGCAACCCCCAACAACAUUGGGUGCGUCGGUACUCGGCCCGACGUAACGGAUAACGGCAAAAAAUAACCGUCAACAAAAAACAAACAAACACAAGUACAGGAAGCCGACGAAGUCCGUGUGUGUGCUGGUGUAGAUUUACCGUUGCCCUUUCAUCUCUGUGUGCGAGUGUGUGUGUGGGCGCCACAAUAAAAGGAGGCGCAAAGGAUAUGAGGCCAACGUUGUCUGCCGCAUUUGCAAGUAAGGAAUUACCGUCCGUCCACAUCGGCUAAGACUAGAAUACCACUAUGUUUGGAUCCAAGCUGCGCUCCUGGAUGGAGACGCAUAUUGUGCGUCCCCGCAAGAAGGGCAGUAAACACAAGCAAGGGACCGCGGAAGCAGGCAGUUCUUGCUUGGGGAAGAAGGCUGGCACCUUACCCCCACAGGGCAGCAACCUAACUAGCCCGGUCCUGACCAGUAGCGGAAGCCACAGCAUCGCCAGUCCGGUUCGGAGACGCGAGGUCUCUCCCAUCCAGUGUCACCCGCCCAGUCGUCGAUAUGGCUGGCAAUCCCCAGACGAAGACUCCUAUGUCAUAGCUUCUCCCAAGUCGGACAACCUGCUUUACGCUCCGCACUGCUAUCAGCCGCAUCUACCGAUCCAGCAGCCGUCACACCACUUAAGCGUGCCCAAUAGCAAGGACACCCCCUGUGCAGAGAAAUCGCCUAUCAGGGUAAACUGCUCUUCAUCCUCCAUAUCGUCGUUGUCCUGGUCAACGGGAUCAAAGGAGCCCUCUUCUGGCAAACAAGCCACUUUUAAAGAGCAGUCCUUAAAUGGGGAAUAUCACAUUCCACCUGAGGAGGAGGUGGAGUAUGAGGAAGUUGGCGCUUUGCUACUUCGACCACCACCCCCCAUUGCGGAACAACAGCGCCCGCAGUCAGAAAACUUAAGCGCCAUGCGUCUAGUCUACGAGGAAGAGCCAAGGCAAAGCAACAACCAUGUUCGUUACGGUCGCCUGCUUCCCUCCAAGCUAGCACCGGCUCAGCUUGGCGAUUCGUUGGACACCUUGACAGCUACACCGCCAAUUCCACCCGCUCCUCUUAGCGGCUCGCGUAUGCGAACUCCACGAGGAAUUCAGCGCAGUAAUUUUAUGCCGGGACCCCGGCCACACAGCUUGCCCUCGCCAGAAAGCGCUUAUUCCACGGGCUACUCCACAGAUGGCACAUCGCCAUGCGCCGCCAGCAACUACAAUCCACCUGAGUACUACAUUAACAUGCGCUCGGGAACCCACUACUUCCCCAAGAGCGUCAAUUCGCUGGCCGUCGAGGCCCAACGUUACAAGUUCGGCCUAAACCGCAUUGAGGAGAUGUCGCCUAUGGAUCCGUUGCCCAAGAGCAACUUCGCAAGUGCCAAUCAUGGCCUGGAGUCGUCGCCCAGUCCGCUAGCUCUACGGCAGCAGUCAAAGCUCUUUGAGUCUCCCUCUCCGAGACAGCGCUGUCGCAUAAGAACAAAUCCCUGGUACAACACGGGAGAGCACUUGCCAACCUCCACAGGCCCCACCCGUUUGGAUCUGGAUGCCACCAGUACUACCUCCACGACCUCGUCGGGCAUUAAGUCAAGCAAUGAACUGGAAGUUCCGGCGGCCAAAACAAUACCAAACAAAGCAGGAAAGCCAGUCCCUUGCGCAGCAACCCCCAAGUGCAGAGCUACUCCUAGCCAGGCAGCCAAACAGGCUGGUGUGGACAUUGUUGGGGGUGGGGCCGGUGUUGCACCUGGAGCCGGAGUCGCUUACGAGUCCGAGGGCUCUUCGACUUCGACUGAAGUGGAAAAUAUGCAUGCCCCACAUACCAUAAAGCGGCGUCACUUGGAGCACGCCGAGACUACAACAACUUCAGCACCCGUAGUAGCUGGUGGCGGAACUGGAGCUACCACUACAUCCUUCGUUCUUAGUGAUGACGAGGCCACCCUUAACGAAAUGAUUGGGAAGUUUGACGAGAGUUACAUUUACGAAAAGGAAACUGAUAUAUUAAGUGAUUCAGAUCUUACUGACUGCUGUGCCUCGGAGCUAGACACUGGACAAGAUGCGGGAGAUGAAUGUGACACUGACGAGUUGUUGGAAAUUGACUUUAUAGACACUUCAUCCAUGCAAGAGGUGGAACUGGACCGCAAGGAUCUGUCACGAAAUCUGGGCAACUGUCACUACUAUACUAAUAACCCCAUCAGUCCCAUGAUGACUCGCAAGGCAUCAGUCCGCUCCCGACGCAAGAGCGGUCAGGAGACAGGGGAAAGCUCCCAACAGCGACGACGCAAGCGGUUCCUUAAAACACGUAAGAAGAGUUGUGAAAAUCGCGAAAAGACCCCAUCGUCGCCUCUUCGCGAGCCACGAGGGACCCGAAGUGUGGGUGGCACGCCCGUCUGCUUGCGCCGCAAUCUACUGGGUCCAAGAGAGAGAAUAUACAAGACGUCUCCCUUGUCAAACCGCUCCAACUCGCUGAUUUUUGGAAGCAUCAAUAAAAAUUCUACACUCACUAUCGCAGAAAGCGAAAAAGCACUUCUUAAGGCAGACUUGGAGGCUGAUAUGAAGUAUAAACAACUUAUUAUGGAAGCGGAGUCCUUGCUGGAAUCUAUGAAGAACAGCUUACAGAGCAUUCCCAGAGACACACCUGUCGCCAGUCCGAGGCGUUUGAAUCCCUUGGCCAACAAGCGCGUGGAAAUGCUUAAAAACAGUGAAGUGGACUCCAAAAAACAGGCUCCGGUUCCGAACUCUCCUCCGCUUGAGCAUGAGUUAGCAGCAGCCAUUAAUAAGCGCAUAGAAAUGCUCAAGUUUGAGACAUCGUCUGCUUCUUCGCCACCAAACAGUCCCAAGCUUGCUCGUUGCAGUCCUCGCAAAACGCAUCUGACCAACUUUAUGAAUCAAAAUGCUCCACCAGAGUUGCCGCCACGCAAGAUAAAAGGCAACCCGCCCUCUGCUCCACUCUCGCCACAACUUCAGCUAAAUGGAAGGAGUCUUCAGGAGAGUCCAAAAAGCAAGCGACGCACGAUGAUGGUGACUUCCACGACCACGACAACGGUGAUCAGCUUCCACGGGAGCGAUUCUGAGAUGGAGUGCAUAGCUGUAGAGGAUAUUGGGAAUCACAACUACUUGCCUCAGCCCCAAUCGAAUACGAUGGAUAACAAAGAUGAAUCGAAUACGAAGAUGGAAAACCCAUUGCAAGCCGAGUUAAAUAUUAAUAACAACUUUUAUUGCCCACACAGCGAGCCGUUAAAGCGCAAAGUAUACAAGGGAAGCUCAUCGUUCGAGCGCAUAAAGAAGAACUUCGACUUGGAAUUGGAUUCAAACGGACGGUGCAAGUCGAAUGAGCGUUCGCAAAUGAAACUGAUGGCCUCCGUGUCGGCCAAGAGCUCUAUGCAAGACGUGACCGUUGACGAGGCCAAGGGCCAUGCAAUAGGCGGUAGUAAUCGCAAGCAGCAGCUCAUACUGAAUACCAUUGUCGAUUUAAAGCGCAGCUUGGAGCAUCAAAGCUAUCAACUGAGUGGUCUUAAUGGCGAAUAGAACUGAUUUAACUAACUAAUAGAACUAAUAUCAUCAUCAUACUUAUUCAUAACACAUCAUAUAGACAGUAACUAGUUGGCUAAGAUAUAGGCUAACAGUCCAAACUAGUCCCUCAGACUAGACACUGAAACUGAGCGCAAUAACUUUUACUUAUAAGAGAAGACGAUUAUUUACAAAAAUACCAUAAUACUCAAGGGCCGUAAUAGAACAUAUGAACUGGUGCAGAAUCGUAUUACAAAAAAUGUAGCAUGUAGCAAAUUGUUUUUGAUGGAGUUUUUACAUUAUAAUCGUAAUCAUAACCCAGAAGUUUUCUAAGUAAUAUUUUCAGUUUUAAAGAUUUAGAUUUUAGUUAAAGCAUAUCAAACGAUUUUUAUACUAUGUAAUAUUCUGUUGAAUUUAAUCGUUUGUAUAUUUACAUACAUUUUGUUUUUGAAGUACUUUCUUUUACUGUAACAUUAAAAUUUUGUUUUUUAAACGGACUACGUGCCCAAGUUGAAAGUGUGUUCAGAACACUAUUUCCAUGGCAUGUCCAAUUAUACUAUCCUACCAACUCAUACUAUCCAAUCAUAGCUUGAAUACGUUGAUAUUAGUAACUAUACUACACUACAUAAGUUAAUAACUGAUAAUAUUCCUUAGUUUUUUAUAGAGCGUUUGUGCGGUAAUUAGGAAAAUAUCCUUACCUUGCAAUGCAAGUCUCACAUCAACCCCGCAAACAUUUAUAGAGCUCAUCUUAUUGCUAGACUUGACAGAACAUUUCACCUAAUUAACUUUAUUACCAAAGUAUUCGGAAGUAGACCUCUAAGUAACCCACAUUACGAUCCAUCCAAAUGAAAAUUGUUUAGCCAAAUUGUUUGUAGAAUAAUGAAAAGAAAAGGCAUUGUUUUACUGUUUUGUUCCCUUAGUUUAGUAGAUAAAGACGAUUGUUUUUUAUGCCACACAUUGGAUAAAAUAACGGAAAUCGCAGUAUUUUCCAGCUGGUUUUACAAUGAAUUCGAAUUUGUUUUUAUUGGCAACAAUUAUAAUGUAUUCCAAUUGGGCAAAAUUUGGUUGUAAUUUGGAUUAAUCGACUCAUGUAAUUAUGUAUGGUGUUGUGUACCCAAUUAAUAUGCAUAUAGACGCUGUAGAACCCACACGAGGAAUACAUAAUCUAAGUCAUACUGUAACGUGAUAAUAAACUUAAUGAAAACCCCCAGACCAAAAUCAAACCAGAUCCCAAUCCAAAUCAAAGAGGAUCCACAGAAUUGUAAGUAUAAAUUAAUUACAUAAGUCUCAGCUGUUUUGUUUGUACUUUCUAGUAGUACGUACGUCUUUGUAGCUUUGCGAGCUUGAUGCUCAUCCAAAUUAAAAUUGCAAUUUUCGUUUUUGCUUACGUACUAGUGCCUGCAUCUAGUAUUUAGAGUGCCUCUGGGCAGGUGGGGUAGUUGUUCGGUAUGCUGUGUUAAAUUUACUUAAUUAGUUUCACCCGGGACGCGACACUUGAACAUCGAACGCUAGGCCGCAAAACGAAAGACGCACCCAGCGAUAUCAAGACAUCGAACUCGCUGUUUUGAACUUUAAAUGGGCAGCUAAUGCGUAGUUCCACCCAGCCCACAGUGACGGCUUGGACCUGCAGCUGUCAUGGUAAUUUAUGCACCCUAGAUUCCAAAUAUUCAAUUGGUUUUCCGAUUAAAGCGACCUUAAGACAAUCCAACGAGCUUUUGAUAAGACGAUUUACAAACCGCAACUUAGGAAAGACUGCUGCAGAUUCACUUCGAAGACGGGGACUUACAUCCGUUCGAGACCCAGUACCACGUGUGGUAUGAGUGAUAUUCGUUUCUGUUGAAUACCGAUUAUCCUAUUAGUCGACACGUGUAAUUAUUGAACCCAUGUACUUUAAACGCCAAUAAAGGACCAAUAUUUUGAA
This is a messenger RNA of Drosophila yakuba, 6009 nucleotides long. RefSeq lists its product as uncharacterized. NCBI's taxonomy places the organism in Eukaryota, Metazoa, Arthropoda, Insecta, Diptera, Drosophilidae. The coding region runs from base 864 to 4106 and encodes 1080 amino acids. The record is from RefSeq and is a predicted model, not a curated record. The transcript has 8 exons.